Molecule: messenger RNA, 827 nt
Organism: Quercus robur (English oak)
Lineage: Eukaryota; Viridiplantae; Streptophyta; Magnoliopsida; Fagales; Fagaceae
Product: 40S ribosomal protein S15a-5-like
Exons: 4
Coding region: 184-573 (129 amino acids)
Biological process (GO): translation
Cellular component (GO): cytosolic small ribosomal subunit; ribosome
Molecular function (GO): structural constituent of ribosome
Source: RefSeq, a predicted model, not a curated record
CCCUUAUUUGGUCAACUCACAAGUGAGCCCAUCAAUCCUUCGACUGCAGCAUUUCAGCCAACUUGAACACGAUGCCAAAUUGCCAAUUGCCAUAGCAGUAUACACCUCUCCUCCUUCAGCUCUCAGAUUGCUCUCUACAGAUCUCCCUCCUCUCGGCCAUUCAGGGUAGAGAGUGAGAGAGAGAUGGGGAGGAGGAUAUUGAACGAUGCGUUGAGAUCGAUAGUGAAUGCGGAGAAGAGAGGAAAAGCAACAGUGGAGUUGAAGCCUAUCUCCAAUGUCAUUUCUUCCUUUCUCAAGAUCAUGAAAGAUCGAGGGUACAUCAAGGAUUAUCAGGUCUAUGAUCCGCAUAGAGUGGGGAGGAUAACAGUUGAACUACAAGGAAGGGUUAAAGAUUGCAAGGCUCUCACUUACAGGCAGGAUAUCAAGGCAAGGGAUAUUGAAAAUUACAGAUUGCGUAUGCUUCCAACACAUCAGUGGGGUUAUGUUGUAGUCACAACUCCAGAUGGUGUUUUGGAUCACGAAGAGGCAAUUAAAAAGAAUGUGGGUGGUCAGGUUUUGGGUUAUUUUCUUUAGACUUCCAACUUGCCUUUUUCGACAUGCUUGGAGGGAAAGGGGCAUAGAGUUGCCCAUAUGAUCACAUUUUGCCUUUUUUAGCAAGCAUUUGUUAUGUUGUCUACUUUUCUUCUUCAGUCAGUUGUAAUUUUGUCUCUGUUGAUGAAUGAAAUGAUGGACAUGACGUUGUUUCCUUUCUCUUCCUAAAUUGAUUGUUUGUUCAGUAUUGAAACAUGAUGGUACAAAUUCACUAGAUCUACCUGAGAAUUUGGUCA